Messenger RNA from Carica papaya (papaya), 1810 nucleotides. Its product is annotated as cytochrome P450 81Q32-like. NCBI's taxonomy places the organism in Eukaryota, Viridiplantae, Streptophyta, Magnoliopsida, Brassicales, Caricaceae. Gene Ontology annotation, molecular function: heme binding; monooxygenase activity; iron ion binding. The record is from RefSeq and is a predicted model, not a curated record.
UAAAUACUAAAAAAUAACAAAUCAAUUAAAUUAGACUUUGUUCAAAUUGCAAUACUUUUGAAUAACAAAUUGCAUUAACUUGUCUGCUAUCUUCUUCUUCUUCAAGAGCUAAUGGCUAAAGGAAAUUUCUUUCGCAGUUUUUUAUGAAAAGAAAUAUAUCUAUAUGCUUACAUAUAUAAUACACAUACUCAUUUGUAUAGGGCCUUACUCCUUUAACUCAGUUUAAAUCUCAACCAAAAAUGGAAGUCACCUGGCUAUUUCAACUCUUAGUGACCUUGAUUACUGUUCUCUUCUUCAUCAAUUACUUACGCAAAGUAAGAAGAUCGCAAUCGCCGGCCGACAAAAUUCUACCGCCAAGUCCGCCGUUUUCUCUUCCAUUUCUCGGCCACCUCCAUCUGCUCCGAGAACCCCUUCUCCACAGAACCUUCUGGUCUCUCUCCCAAAGACUUGGUCCAGUCUUUUCCCUCCAACUCGGUUCCCGCUUCGUCCUCGUGGUCUCCUCGCCGUCGGCCGUCGAGGAAUGUUUCACUACAAACGACGUCGUCUUGGCCAACCGCCCCCAGUUCAUCAUGGGGAAGGACCUCGCCUACGACUACAGCUCAGUCAUCACCGCGCCAUACGGUGACCACUGGCGCAACCUCCGUCGCAUCUGUUCCAUCGAGAUCUUCUCUUCGACUCGCCUAAACGCAUCGUCAAACACCCGAAAUGACGAGACCCAGUUCUUGCUGCGCCGGCUGCGGCGAACCUCGUCUGGCAGCGGGCUCUUCUCUCGGGUGGAGCUCAGACCCAUGUUUACAGAGCUUACGUUCAACAUAGUGAUUAGGAUGCUGGCCGGAAAACGGUACUACGGCGAAAACUUGAGCUGCGUUGAAGAAGCGAAGGAGUUUAGGGAGCUGAUAGGGGAGAUCGUAGAGUACGGAGGGGCGACGAAUCCGGCAGAUUUCUUGCCGGUCCUCCGGUGGGUCGAUUAUCAAGGUAUAGCGAAAAGAUCGGAGCGGCUGGGUAGAAAAACAGAUGCUUUCUUGCAGGGUUUAAUCGACGAGCAUCGAAGGAAAAAAGGUUCGCCGGAGUUUGAGAAUACAAUGAUCAGCCAUUUGCUGUCUCUGCAAGAAUCGAGUCCGGACUACUACACAGAUCUGAUUAUCAAAGGCCUUGUCUUGAUAAUGUUAGUUGCUGGCACGGACACGACAGGAAUAACAAUAGAGUGGGCGAUGUCCAAUUUGCUUAACCAUCCAUAUGUGUUACAGAAAGCGAAAACUGAACUGGAUACUUACGUAGGCGCAGAUCACCUGAUCAACGAGUCGGAUCUUCUUAAUCUAACUUACUUAAACGCUAUAAUUUCGGAGACCUUACGACUAUACCCGGCAUCUCCACUCCUGGUCCCUCAUGAAUCGUCCGAUGAGUGUAAGAUUGGUGGGUACCACAUUCCACGUGGGACGAUGGUACUGGUCAAUGCAUGGGGGAUUCAUCGUGACCCAAAAGUUUGGGAUGAUCCGGCAUCGUUUAGGCCCGAAAGAUUUGAGGAUGGCCAAGGUGAUGCCCAUUAUAAGUUAUUGCCUUUUGGGGCGGGUAGGAGGGCGUGUCCAGGAAUGGCGUUGGGGAUUCGAACGGUUGGGUUGGUUUUGGGGUCAUUGAUUCAGUGCUUUGAGUGGAAGAGGGCUGGGGAGGAGGAAAUAGACAUGGGUGAAGGUAAAGGAAUUACCAUGCCUAAAGCCCAUCCACUUAUUGCCAUGUGCAAAGCACGUGAUGUGUUGGAUAAGUUCUUUUGAACCUUCUCAUAUUGCUAUAAACUAGUCCUGAGAUUAAUUAA